CUUCCAAUUGGCAAUUGCCCAUUUGUUGGGAAUCGAAGUUUCAAUGUCCAUUGAUUGCGAUGGCCACCCAAUUGCCCAUCCAGUGCAAACAUGUUGCAAUUCGAAGAAAAAAGACUUGCUUUUCUUUCAUACGGGGGCUUAGAAAAUCCAAAUAGGCGACUGGAAAAGCAAUCCAAUGGAAUAGUCAUUCUGCCAAAAUUCAACCCUGCCAAGAUAGAGAGAGAGAGCUUUACAGACAGCACAACUGCAGAUUGAGUUCUUUGACUGAUGAUCUCCAGGUGAAGUCCAGGCAAUUACCCACUUGAUUAGGUAUUUUCUUUAGAUCUUCUCAAUAGAUUAGCUAUUACUGAGUUGUAUUUGGACGUGCUGAUUAUUGGGUAAUCACUUCUAUUGCCUUCAACCAUAAUCGUUGAAUUAUUCGCACACUGCCCUUGUGGGUCAAACUUGAACAAUCUUUCUCCCUUUUUGUGUUCAUGGGUGAAGAGGGAUUGGUAAAUGAUGUCAAGAACAAAGCAACAAAGUCAAACCCAAAACUCAAACUACUGCCUCUGAUUGCCUUGAUCUUUUAUGAUGUGUCUGGUGGCCCAUUUGGUGUGGAAGAUUCAGUCAGGGCUGGAGGUGGCCCACUCCUGUCCUUGCUUGGUUUCUUGAUAUUCCCCUUGUUUUGGAGCGUCCCAGAAGCUCUGGUGACUGCUGAGCUUGCCACAAGCUUCCCUGAAAAUGGUGGUUAUGUUGUUUGGAUAUCAGCUGCUUUUGGGCCUUUCUGGGGAUUCCAAGAAGGCUUCUGGAAAUGGUUUAGUGGGGUUAUGGACAAUGCCCUUUACCCCGUACUGUUUCUGGACUACUUGAAGCAUUCCCUUCCGAUCUUUAAUCAUUUGGUGGCUCGAAUUCCAGCUCUUUUAGGAAUCACUGUUUCUUUGACUUACUUGAAUUACCGAGGCCUGCACAUUGUUGGGUUUUCGGCAGUUUUGCUUGCUAUUUUCUCCCUUUCUCCCUUUCUUGUUAUGGGUAUUCUUUCAAUUCCUCGAAUUAGGCCUAGACGAUGGCUGGUUGUAGAUUUUAAGAAUGUGGAUUGGAGAGGAUACUUUAAUAGCAUGUUUUGGAACUUGAAUUAUUGGGAUAAAGCAAGCACAGUUGCUGGGGAGGUUGAAGAUCCAGGCCAGACAUUUCCAAAGGCUCUCCUUGGGGCUGUUGUAUUGGUGGUUUCUUCGUAUUUGAUUCCUCUUCUUGCGGGUACUGGAGCUUUAAGCUUUAAUCCUAGUGGGUGGAGUGAUGGCUAUUUCGCGGAAGUUGGGAUGCUGAUUGGAGGGUCUUGGCUCAAAUGGUGGAUCCAAGCAGCAGCGGCAAUGUCUAAUCUGGGGUUGUUUGAAGCGGAAAUGAGCAGUGAUGCCUUCCAACUCCUGGGGAUGAGUGAGAUUGGAAUGCUCCCUGCUAUAUUUGCUUCAAGGUCAAAGUAUGGGACUCCGACCCUAAGCAUAUUGUGCUCUGCAACCGGCGUGAUCUUCUUAUCUUGGAUGAGUUUCCAAGAAAUCUUGGAAUUUCUUAACUUCCUCUACGCCCUUGGAAUGCUUCUUGAGUUUGCGGCAUUCAUAAAGUUGAGGAUAAAGAAGCCGGAUCUUUCUAGACCAUACAGAGUUCCGUUACAAACCUUUGGUGCCACAAUGCUUUGCGUGCCUCCUGCAAUAUUGCUCCUUCUUGUGAUGUGUUUGGCAUCUCUUAAGACAUAUUUAGUAAGUGGCGCAGUUGUUAUUAUUGGGAUGUUUUUGUACCCUGCUCUAAAUCAUGUGAAGGAUAGGAAAUGGAUCGAAUUCAGUACAGUGCAACCUGCACAUCCCGUUAAUGAUGAUAUAGAAGAACACUCAACCAUCUUAGAACAGCACCAAGUAGUCAAAGAUGAAGCUUCAGUUAGCCUUCUUUCAGCGUUACCAUCUUCGAACACAGAAGAAGCCUCCGAAAUCUCACCCGAAGGAGUUCAGAAAUUGGAUUAGAGCUACUCAUUACACUUUACCAUAGUUACAUGUAAUUUUGAAGAUAUUUACAUCAGAAUUUGUACACUGCAGUUUGGAGUCUAAUGUUCUCAUUUAUGUGCAACACUAUGUAUUGAAGUCAGAAUUCUACUCCCAAACUGUACAUAAGCUACAACUGUGGAUUACAAUAAUGUUCAGUGACAUUGAUA
Rhododendron vialii is the source of this 2176-nucleotide messenger RNA. Its product is annotated as probable polyamine transporter At3g19553. Lineage: Eukaryota; Viridiplantae; Streptophyta; Magnoliopsida; Ericales; Ericaceae. The coding region runs from base 474 to 1988 and encodes 504 amino acids. The transcript is spliced from 2 exons. Gene Ontology annotation, cellular component: membrane. Gene Ontology annotation, biological process: transmembrane transport. The record is from RefSeq and is a predicted model, not a curated record. Gene Ontology annotation, molecular function: transmembrane transporter activity.